AUGUUGCGGACAUACAUUUCAGAAAAUCAAUUGGACUGGGACCAGUACGUUUCGGCUUGCACCUUCAUGUAUAACACGUCGCAUGAUUUACAGCGACAAACCCUUUCUUUCGAUGAAUCGCAACUCUAUCUCCAGAACCUUGUUGCCUCUCUACACGCAGCAUGGCGAGCUGCGGCUAGGUUCAAUGCGACUCGCCGGGAAGGCUAUAAACGCCAAUACGACCGCACGCACCUCGCGCCCCUCUCCAUCAAAGUCGGUGACCUGGUAUACCUCCGCAAUUUUGCACCCUCGCGUGUCAUCUCGGUACCGAAAAAGUUCCACAUGAACCAAGUCAAACUCUGCAAUCUCCUUUCGGGACCUGUUUUCACUACUCCUUGGUUACCCGAAGUAGAGGAUUUGGCUCUUUCAGUCGUUGAGGCCACAUAUCAACCCAUAGACGGUUAUAACCAUACGGUAAACCCGACAGUAUUGUGUUUUCGUUUACGUAUGGAUAACGACCCGUCGUCGUCGCCUCCUGAUCGUGGACCGGAUCAAGUAUCCAGGUACACUGCUGAGUCUAGCCGAGAUACGGCGCCUUUUCGGAAUAGUUCCGGUCCUUCCCUCACUGAGAGCGGGGCAGAUUCUUCUCAGGUUUCUGUUGGCAUGUACUUGGAGAUGUCGGUGGAGUCCUCUCCUCACGACCCGGAGCCCAUGGACACCACUCCGGUAUCUUCUGACAUUUCAGGACCGGAUCAUCAGCAGGACGAAACUCUGUCCGGUGCCGAUACGGGGCCGGCUCACAGCGAAACGUCCCACGCUGCUAGCACUCUCGCUCCAACCCAAGAAAUUUCGUCCGCUCCUUUGUCACCUUUCAGUGGACGUUCUUCGUCGGCUCACUCAUCUUCCGCGUCAUCUGUCACCAAACCCGUGGCAGGGCUGACCACCUCAAUGGAGCAGCUGGCCGUCACAUUGUCCGCGCCAUCUGAACACCAGUCGUCCUCGAAGCCGCCUAUGAAGUCCGCUCGUUCAUCUUCAGGUCAUCGCAAACCAUCUUCCGAAGCGACGAGCAGCAGCGCGGGUCUCGGUGCUUCUCGUGGGAUUCCCCGCGGCACCACUCGCGGCCUUGCUCGCAGCGCUUCUAGGGCAUCAACUUCUCGUUCGGCUGCCGCACAGCCAGCAGCUGGUCGUCCUUCUUCUUCUCGGUCCCACCCAGCUCCAUCUCGGGCCCGCUCGGCCUCCGUUUCCGGAGCAGUUCAAGCGAGAGGAGGACGCCGUUCGCGUCCUCGUCCGCUCCGUCGGUUCUACCACAGGUUAACACCAGCCAGCUCCCUCGUGAGACACCCGAGGGUUACACUAAUUACCUGGAUGCUCAUCAUCCAUGGGCGAAGUAUAUCAACCCUCGCCCCGUUCACAUGUUCAGAGAAGCUGUACCGCGUGUGA
Messenger RNA from Haemonchus placei, 1419 nucleotides. NCBI's taxonomy places the organism in Eukaryota, Metazoa, Nematoda, Chromadorea, Rhabditida, Trichostrongylidae. The record is from the annotation of a GenBank genome assembly.